ACAUCACGCAAUCAUAUCUGGCAACGCUUGCCGCAAAAUGGCAAAAAAAUAAUACAUACGAUUUUAAACUAAUGGACAAUUACGUAUUACGUGAAAAGAACGCCACAAAAAUAGUGAAAAGCUAAGCCAAUUGCCAAGCUAAUCGAAAGAGCGCGUGUGUGUGAGUGAAAAUCGCCAGAAAAAGCCGUGUGAAAAGCGAUUCAAGUGAUUCGAGGAACCUCCUCCGAUCCGAUGCCCAUUUCCACACCUUAUUAGAAUUUGUGCAUUCUUACCCCGAAAGACUGACGAAGUAAACGUAGCAGCUAGUAGGAAGGUCUGCUAACGCAACCAACGAUAUUCCAACACACAUUCGAAUUUCGAAUUAGAAAAAACCACCUACAAGCCCAAGUCCAAGUCCACGUCCACGUCCACAUCCUCCAGCGCAGCUCCGUGUCGAGAGAGAGAGGAGCGCGGCGGCGGCGUCAAGGAAGCUAACGCUAAUGAGGAUCUAUUGGCAGCAUGAGUACACUGGGGGGAAGUAGGGGAGAGCGAAAUGCCAAGCCCAAAUUUACAGCGUUGGAUAUAAAUCGCAUGUACAAGAAUAGCCGAGGCGAAUCGAGUGAACCAUCUGCACAAAAGAAUCAAGUGCCCCGUAAACAUGGAAUGCAAAUCUUGGGAAAAGUGCCGUCCGCUAGGCGACCACCAGCCAAUUUGCCAUCCCUGAAGGCCGAGACCAAUACCACCAGCAACAACAAUCUCCUAGUCUCAGUCGAAGGAGUAACAUCGGGAUCAGCAGGCGGAACAGCAGGAGCUGGUACGGCAGGAUCAAACACUAGCCAUAACAACGCCACUGCCCAUAGCGGAGGAUCAGCAGGUGUAACAGCAGGCGGCGGCGGUGCGGGAUCGGGCGGAGUAGGAGCUGCAUCUGGCGGCGGACACCAUCACCAGCAUCACCACAGCCAACAACACCACCACAACAACAACGUCGGUCUCGGCCCAAACUCCUCCGGGAAGUACGGCAACAAUACCAGCAACAACAGCAGCAACAUUAGCAAUAACAACAACGCCGGCGGCAAGAACUUUAAACUAAUCAACAACUCGGUGGGUAGCGGAGGCGGAGGAGGAAUAUCAGGAGGUUCCGGCAUAUCCAGCGGCUCCUUAGGCGGAGGCGGCGGAGGAUCUGGUUCCUCAUCUGGCGGUCCCAAAUCAUGGUCAGCUAUCACCACGGGACACGAGCGGGGCUCGGGUCAGCACUUUGGCCGACAGUCGCAGUCACACCAACAGCAAGUGGUGCCGCACUACCAGAGCCCACAGUUCCAGUACGAGUUUCCGACGCUGGACGGCACAGUUGGCAGCGGCGGCGGCGGCGGUGGUGGUUCGGGUGCUGGAACCGGUAUGGGAUCAGGCUCCGGAUCGGGAGCGAACAAGGGCCAUUACCAGAACCAGCAGAACCAUCAUCAGCACCACCAGCAACAGCAUCACCACCAACAGCAUCAGCACCAUCGGGACUACCACCAUGGACACGGGCGUCAGUACGGUGGCCACCACUCUCAUCGCGACUACAGAGAUGGCAGCGACGACGUCGGCGGCGUUUCCGCGGAGCUCGGCGAACUGAGUCUGCGUCCCCAGAACGAUACGGCCGCUUGGCUGCAGCAGCAGGAGAAGGCUGCCAAGGGAGCAGCCGCGGCGGCAGCAGCGGCCGCAGCAGCAGCGGCAGCGGACCUUGGCCUGAACCCACAGGGCCUGGGCCACCACCAGCUGGCGGGUAAUGGCGCUGGUGGCGGCUCCGGAGGAUCCGGAAGCGGCGGAGCCGUACCUCUGCCCAUACUCUCGCUGAUGCCCUCGUUCAUGCGCAGCGGAGCACCUCUGCCCGCGUCGGUGGCAACAGCGGCCAGCAUUCUGGCCGGAGGAAUCGGCAGCGGCAGCUCCUCGGACUCGACAGCCCUUCCCAGCGUUCCCUACCAGAACGGAAUCCUGGGUACACGUUCCGCAUCGCCCGCAGUAAUGGGCAGCAGCGGAUUCCGGGCAGCCACUGCCAUUCCCAAGCGUCCACCGGCCGCCUCGUCGCCCCCUCAAUCGGGACUGGGUCUCGGUGGCUCUCCCACGCCGCCCCAGUCGCAGCAGCAGGCUAAUGGUGGCGCUCCCGCCGGAGGAGCUGGGCGCAAGGACAAGGACUAUGUCGUGGAGCCAGAGGUGGCCCAGAUGCAGCGCCCCAUUAUUCGCGAGGAGGACUUAGAGCGUCUGAACGCCAUCGCCAAGGACGACAGCUGGACCAAGCAGGACGACAUUGACUAUACGAAGAAACUGACCUUCUCGGACGACGAGUCCACGCCGGACGAGCAGCCGGGCAAGUCCCAGCUGGCGGGCAACGAUCAGCGCAAGCUCUCCAGCUCCAACUCAUCCUCUAGCUGGCAGCGCGGCAAGGACAGCAGCGAGCGCGAUCAGUCCCAGCAGGAUUCAGUCCAGGAGCAGCCACAGCAGCAGGAGAUCCGCCAGCAGAACGGACAUCGCGGCAGCUCCGGCAACGUGGGCGCCCCGGUAGCCGGCGGCAUUGCUCUGGACGCCAGUGUCUACGAGCGGGUGAAGCAGCGCAAGGAGGAGGAGGAGCGCCGCGAGAUGGAGCGCAAGCAGGCGGCGGCCAAGAAGCUGCAGGAGCUGGAGAUGAAAAUGAACAGCAAGAAGGCAGCGGCUGCCGCGGCAGCAGGAGCUGACGGCGGACUAAUCUCAUCCUCGUCGGCAUCCGCCUCGUCAUCCAGCGAGGCACCACCACCGUCCGCUCCCCUGGGCAAUGUCAGCGAGGACGAGGGCGGAGGCCAGGGCGGCGGCGGCGGUCAACAUCGUCGACCAAGAGGCAGUAUUUCAAGUCUGGGCAGCGGCGUCACACCGACGGGAGCUGCGGGUGGCGGAGUGUCCUCCUCGUCGUCGACCGGAGGCGGGGACUACGGUCAGAAGACCGGGUUCCUCACCCAUUUCCAAUCGAAUUUACCGCCCCGCUUCCAGCGCCAGCAGCAGCAGCAACAACAACAGCAGCAGCCGCGCCUGGAGAAGAGCGCCUCGGCCAGCAGCGCCUUUGACAGCAGUUCCCGUUACAUGCAGAAGGGCGGCGUCAGUGGCAGCGGCGGCGGCGGUGUCGGAGGAGCGCCCGCCAGUGCCGGCCAGGGCCGAAGCAUUUCCGGUGGCUACGCCCAGCGAGGCGCCAACGUCGGUGGAGCUGGCGGCGGUGGUGGUGGCUACAAUCGCAACCGCCACGACAGCGCCAGUGCUCGGGAGGAUCAGGAGAUAGAGCAGCAGCAGCAGCGAUUCACGCGCGGCCAGGACUACCGGCAGACCCAGACACUGCCACGCAGCAUCUCGGAGAACUCGCACCGCAAGACGAGCGUCUCGUCGGCCGGAGACGACUCCAGCCUGAUGGGCGGAGCUGCUUCCUCGUGGGCCGAGCAGACGGAUGCCGAGCAAAAGGUGCACCAUCGCCACCGCGAGGAGAGCUUCUCCUCCAGCCACAGCCACGACUCGUCGGUGCAGAUCAAGAUCCUGCAGCGUCCAGCCCGUCAGCCGAGUCUCAGCGAGGAGGCUUCCUUGCAGCAGCAGCAGAAGCAGAUUCCCUCCUCGCCCCAACAGCAGCAGUCGCAGCCGAAGGCCUCACCGGCCGAGCCCAUGCCCACCCAGAUACUGCGCCGCAGCGUGGAAACCGAGAAGCCGCCCGAGGAGAAGCUGGCCGGCGACGAUAAGGCCACCUUGGAGUCUGACGCCGACAAGGCCAAGGCAAAGGAAGAGGACAAGGCGGCCGGCAAGAGGCCGAGUCCCAGGAGCGGAGCAGCGGGCGGUGGUCGUGGCGGACGCAGCUAUGCCGCCAGUGGCGGAGCAGGCGCGGGCAACAGCUACCGCGGCCAGAGGAACGCUGGCGGUGACUGGGGCAGUCGAGGCAGCGGACGACGGUAUUACGGCAGCGGCGGCGAGCAGUCGGAGCACUCCGAGGACGUGGACGAGGACUGCUACAGCAGCAGCGGCGGCGGAGGCGGCGCAGCUCGUCGCAGCCCCAAGGAGGCGGGCGGCAGUGCUCCCAACUCGGCGCAGACGGCGGCGGCGGUCAAUAAGGCUGGCUUCUCGCCGCGCGGUGAACCCUCGCGACGUGGACGCGGCGGCCUCUCCAGCGGCGGCGGAGCAGGCAGUUCGGCUGCCGGAUUCCGACGCCAGCCCGUAGGCACUGGCUCGACGGGCGGAGGAGCAGGCGGAGCUGGACCGGGACGCGGCUUCGGAAGACUGGGAUACGAGGAGUACGGCAAGCUGCAGCGCAGCUCCGAGUCGGAAGCGGAUCUGGACAAGACCAAGCAGAACCAGCUGGCACUGAGCGCCGGCUUGCACAAAACCACACCCAAGGAUGAUAAGGACUCCUCGGCCCUGGGCGGCGAGGAGAAGGACAAGACUGCCGGCCACAACACUGCCCUGCUGGCCAAGGACGAGGCGCUGAAGGACUCGCCGGCCCGCCUGCCACCAGGCCUUGCGACUGGCUCCGUAUCCGCCUCCUCCACUGCGGCCGCAGUUUCCGGCCAGGCAGAUCCCAAGAAGAAGGGCGACCCCACCAGCUCGGUGGUGGGCGGCGAGAAGGCGCCGGGCGGCAAGCUGCCGGCCAUCGGCGAGAAGUCGGCCCUGGGAGCCGUCGGUUCCGGCCCCUCAACCGCCAAUCUCCUCCUGGACGCCGGUGCGCCCGUCAACACCAUCAUAUUCGAGAACUCAACGUACAAGCAGCAACAGCAGCAGGCGGCGGCCGCGGCCGUUGUGGCAAAGCCCGUGGGAGCCACCGCACCCGGAUCGGGACCAAGCAGCGGACCAGGAGUGGGUCCGGGUGCCAGCAGCGUGGACAGCCUGUCGAGCGCCCUCUCCCAGAUGAGUUUCGGCGGCAAGGCGUCGACUGUGUCGGUACCCGGCGGCGAGGAUGCGCAAGACCUGAAGCUGGGCUUCAGCUUUGGCGACGGUCCCACCACGCCUCUCAAGGUGGUGGACCCCAUCGAGAAGACCUCCGCCCAGCAGCAGCAGCAGCAGGCGGCAGCGCAGCAGCAGGCACAACAACAACAACAGCAACAGCAGCACUCCCAGCAGCAGCAGCAGAACAACUCGACGGCGGAUCUCAACAUGAAGAUAGCCAGCGUGAAGAAGGUGUGGGAGUCGGCCACGCCCAUGUCGGACGGGCCGUCGUCGGGUCAGCAGCAGUCGCAGCAGACGCCGCAGCAGCAGCAGUCCCAGGCACAGGUGGUGGCCCAGCAACAGCAGCAGCAGGCGCAGGUCCAGGGAGUGGUCGGUUCCCAGCAGGGCGGUGACGAUGCCAGCGGUCAUAUGAGCGCCGCCUCGUUCGUGGCCGCAGCGGUGGCCGCCUCGCAGCAGCAGCACCAGCAGCAGCAACAGCAGCAGCACUCGCAGCAGCAGCAACAGCAGGCCCAUUACGCUGUGUCGGCGGUGCACAUGCAGAGCCACCACCACCAGCAACAGCAGGCGGCAGCGGUGGCGGCGGCGCAGGCGCAGCACCACCAGCAGCAGCAGCAGCAGGUCCACCACCAGCAUCAUGCUCUGUCGUCGCCGGGUCCGGUGCAUGGCUACGGUCAUGGAUCCCCGUUCGAUGCCGGCUCCCUGGAGCAACAGUUCCAGCAGGAGGACUAUCCUAGUCCGCAGCAACAGCAGCAGCAGGCCCAUCAGAAGGCCAAGCAGCUGCAGCAGCAACAACAGCAUCUGGGCAUGUCGCCACCGCCCAGCCAGCAGCAGCAGCACUCCCAGCAGCAGCAACAACAACAGCAGCAGGCCCAUCAGCAACAGGCCCAUCAGCAGCAACAACAACACCAGCAGCAGCAGCAGCAGCAGCAACAACAACAACAGCCGUCAUUCUACCAAGCAUCGCCGCAGUUCGGCGUCGGAGGCAUUCCCACGAUCCCCAGCCCGCCGGCCGUAGUGUUCAAUUCGUCGCAGAUGCCACCGCCGCCGUCGCAGGGCGGCAAUCUGUACGCUUCAUUCCAUUCGCUCGAUCAUUCGAGCCGCUCGCCCGCUGCAUACUCGGCAGCGGCGGCGGCCGCCCACAGCUUCCCGGGCCAUUAUGCGGCCGCAGCAGCGGCGGCGGCAGCAGCCGGCGGUGGACCCUUCAACGUCAACGUGAACGCGUACGCAAUGCAGACGCCGCACGGCGGCAGCCUACCGCCCACAGCGCCCACACCCGACAUGUACUCCAGCCUCUCGACCCAGUUCCGGCUGGGCGGAGGCGUGGGCGUGGGACCCGGCCCCUUCGGCCAGCCCAGCUCCCAGCAACUGAGCAAUCCGAGCAGCCACGCCGCCGUGGCCAUCAUCUCGUCCAGCAGCAACUCCAUGAUGUCAUCGGGCGCGGCCAAGCCGCCGCCCAGCCAGCAACCGAUCGGCGCCAUAGGCUCCAAGUCGGCGGGCAGUGGCGGCGGACCCGGUGGUCCGGGCGGACCUGGCGGGCCGGGCGGACCAGGACCCGGACCCGGACCGGGACCAUAUGCCACCACACAGCAGUACAUGAAUCUUUAUGCCGGUCCGCCGCCGCCCCAGCAUCCCGGCCAGGGCGGACCACCGCCGGGCGCCCAUCAGCUGCAAUCGAACAGCUAUUACUCGAAUUCGGCGCCGGGCGGACCGAGCGGACCCCAGUUCUAUGGUGGCCCGCCGCCGCAGGGCAAUGGCGGAGCCCAGAGCUAUGGGCUGUAUGGUGGGCAUCAGGGCGGACCGCCGGGAUCGAAUGGACCGCCAGGACCGCCGCAGACCCAGCACACGAUGGGCAGCUUCAAUACGCAGUUCUUGAACCUGACGGCGGCCAAUAUGAAUCAGUACCGUGGCGGACCGACGCCCGGAGCGGCCUACCUCAAGGGCAGCCAGGGCCAGGGACACAUGCAGGACUCGAUGGGCCGACAGCUGAAGAGUCCUCUCAGCGCCGACAUGAGCCUCGGCCUGGCCAAGCAGGUGCAGUCACAGCCCAGUCCGCCGCACCACAAGAACUACGGCGCAUGGGAUCUGCAGAAUCAGGUGCUGCAACAGCAGCAGCAGCAGCAAUCUCAGCAACAGCAGCAGCGCCAGGGCGGCACCGGCGGCAACGGCACGAACCUGAAUGCCCUCGGUGUCGGCGUCGUUGUGGGCGGCAAUGGAGGCGGCAACGGUGUCGGCAGCGUGGGACAGAGCGGUGGCGGCCAGGGCCGCUAUCCGACACCCAUCCAGCGACCCAACAACUACCCCCAGCAUCCGCAGCAGCAACAGCAGCGCGACCAGGCAGCGGCCGCAGCAGCGGCGGCCCAGCGCGUCCAGAAUAUGCGUCAGGUGACGGGUGGCGGUGGUGCCGGCGGUGCCGGUGGCUCUGGCUCCCAGGUGGGCGUGGCCGGCAGUGCCGGUGGCAAUGGAAACGCUCCAGUGGGACCACCCGGUGGCAACAACGGCGGCGGACCGGGCGGCAAUGGCGGACCCGGCGGAGCUGGUGGCGGUGGAGCGGGCGGAGCAGCAGGUUCCGGACCGGGCAAGCCCUACUACUCCAAUAAUGCCACCGGAGCCGGUGGCGGUGGCAAUCGUGGCGAGUGGCAUGCGAACUGAGCCACCGUCUCCUACUGCCCCCCGGAUGGAAUGCAGAUGGAAGGUCAACCUUACAACAACAACAACAACAAUGGAUUUGGAUAAAGAAUUACAAAAACAACAAGAACCGGAAAGAAAGAAACUAGCAAAUGCAAAAGAGAGAGAGGAGAAUAACAAUCGAAAACGAAAAAAGAGAAAACAUUCGAAUUGCAAAAAUUGAUAAUUAUGUUGCAAGUAGGAAGGAGCGAGUGACUAAGGAGUCCUCCCCAAAAAAAACAAAAAAAAAUAUAUAUAUUAAAAAAAAUCACAGCCACAACAAAAAAAAAACAUUAAAAAACAG
Messenger RNA from Drosophila bipectinata, 7870 nucleotides. It is a transcript of the gene nocte, whose product is annotated as no circadian temperature entrainment. The record is from RefSeq and is a predicted model, not a curated record. NCBI's taxonomy places the organism in Eukaryota, Metazoa, Arthropoda, Insecta, Diptera, Drosophilidae. Gene Ontology annotation, biological process: cell differentiation.